UACGGUAACUCUUUCCCAUUCCCGCAGCUCUCCUGCUGCUUCGCUCUGCUGCUCUUGUUGCCUGGACCUCAGUGACGCGGUGCCGCUGGAUUUCAUUGUUAUUCAUUCACGCUCUGCGUCUUUUUCCUCGCUUUUAACCUUUUUUUGGUGGAAAAGAUCUCCAUUGGCGUUUUACAGCUUUCUCCUCCCUCUACCGGCUUCCUGGGAUGUGUUAUUAUUAGUCUGUUCUUGCCGAGCGUCAGAUCAUCAGUCGGCGUUAAGACCUUAAGGCUUUAAGGUUAAGAUUCUUAUAAAUAAACAGGGUUACGUCAUCGGGACGGAGUGCGCUUUGCGCUGAUGUUUUCCUAGUUUACCAGGCCUCCACGUUUCCAUUGAUUCUGCUUUAGGAAGAGCAUUCCCCGCCCGUGUUCAUGCCAGAUCUGCAGCGUUUCAGUUUUAAAUACCAUAGCAUGAAUCCUUUGUUGGGGGGCAGCGCUCAUCUCCAACAGCACCAGCAGAGCCCGUCGCCCGGACACCCGGAUUCCCCCUCAGGCCUCCUUCCCGACGUGGUUUUGGGAGGACCGGACCCGGCGUCUCUGCUGCUCGGUGAACACUCCGACCCGGGGCCUGAUCAGCUGGGGCCCGACUUCACCGCCCCCUCCCAGACCCUAGCCUUCCUCCACACGGGCAGCACCUACCAGCACCGCGCAGUGCCGCACCCCCCCGCAGCCAUGGCCCUCAGGAACGACCUGGGAUCCAACAUCAGCGUCCUCAAAACCCUCAACCUGAGGUUCAGGUGCUUUUUGGCGAAGGUGCACGAGCUGGAGCGCAGAAACAAGAUCUUGGAGAAGCAGCUGCAGCAAGCUCUGGAUGCCAACAAGGGCUGUCAAGGUGGAUGCUGCGAGAGCAAGGCGCACACCCAGGAGGCUGCUGUGCAGACUGGAUUUGUGGGGACCAUCCCUCUCAGGCCCGGCUCCCUCCCUUUCCACAACACCAACAACUCCGCUCGGAGGCCAACAACAUUGUUCACACCUCCACUCACCUCCAGCCAUCCACCAGCAGGCACAGACAGUUUGGGCUUCACCCAAACUAAUCCAGUCAUCACCAUCAGCCAGUCCUCUCCGUGUGUGGACUCUCCAGGAUUUGGCCCCACCAAAACAGCUCAAAGUAGUAGCACAGGCACCAACCCUCCCCCACGGUUCCUUCCAGGGACCAUAUGGUCCUACAACCACAGCCGAAAGUCAGGCUCUGGUUCAGAGCGGCUGACCAGCCCUGGAGUGUCCUGGGUGCACCCGGAUGGAGUAGGAGUCCAGAUUGACACCAUCACCCCUGAGAUCAGAGCCCUGUACAACGUCCUGGCUAAAGUGAAGCGGGAACGAGAUGAGUAUAAACGCAGGUGGGAGGAAGAAUACACGAUGAGGAUGGACUUUCAGCAGAAGAUCGCAGACCUUGAAGAGGACCUGCAGGAGAGUGAAGGCUGUCAGGACGAGCUGGCUCACAGAGUGCAACAGCUGAAGACAGAGCUGGUUCUUUUCAAAGGCCUCAUGAGCAAUAAUUUGUCUGAUUUGGACAGUAAGAUCCAGGAGAAAGCCAUGAAAGUAGACAUGGACAUCUGCCGCAGGAUCGACAUCACGGCUCGCCUGUGUGAUGUCGCUCAGCAGAGGAACUGUGAAGACGUCAUCCAGAUGUACCAGGUUCCUGAGCUGAAGGUUCCCAACCCCCAGUCAGCCCUGAACUGCCGGCGUAAGCAAACCCCGCUGUCUUUUAUCGGGAGCGAGUGUGACGAACCCGUCAGCACCUCUGAGAGCGAUGGAGGCGGGGUUAAAGAAGAGGAGCACUUUGGGUCAUCGGCCAAUCAGAUCAACGAGGAGAUGCAGAGGAUGCUGAACCAGCUGCGGGAGUGCGAGUUCGAGGACGACUGCGACAGCCUGGCUUGGGAGGAGACGGAAGAGACGCUGCUUCUGUGGGAGGACUUCCCAGGAUGCACUCUGCCUCCAGACCCCACUCACCCACCAGUAGAGGAGGACUGUCUGGAAAAAGUGAUUAAUGAUACAGAGUGCCUGUUCAAAUCCAGGGAGAAGGAAUACCAGGAGACCAUCGACCAAAUUGAGCUGGAGCUGGCCACGGCCAAGAGUGACAUGAAUCGUCAUCUGCACGAGUACAUGGAGAUGUGCUCCAUGAAGAGAGGUCUGGACGUCCAGAUGGAGACCUGCAGGAGGCUCAUCACACAGACUGGAGACAGUCCUGCUGCGCCCACAGUGGCAGAAGAGAACGAUCAGAGAGGAAACAACAAGUCUUCGUCUCCUCAAUCUGCCCUCUCAAGUUCUGGGACUUCUUGACAUCCUCUCACUCAUACAGAAGCUACCAUCCCUCUAUGACUCUCUGCUGCAACAAUAUACAGUCCCACACCAGGGCAACACAAACAGAGCAAGCGCCGUGUUUACAUUAGAACUAUUUUCUCUUUCUGAACCAGACAUUUCAAUUUGGAAACUAGUCUAAGAAAUCCCAAAGUGAAUGAAGUGAUAACACCAACAUAAACAGUAGGCUCUCUAUUCAUAACGAGGCGGCUAGACUCGUUUAUAUUACACAGAAUCAGACAUUUCAGGAAGUAAAAAAUGAGCAUCUCAAGGUAAUUUAUAAUCUGCAGUACGGUCACUGCAAGGUCCACUUUUCUGUAAACAAACAAGCAGGGGUCAGAAAAGCCAGAAUGAUAGAGAACUUUUGGGACUUAAGUACUCUGUGUUGCACGACUGGGUAGUUUGGACUUAAAUCUGUAAAUACUAAUCACAUGUAAAGUCUAUGAAAGACAGCACCUUAUUGCCUUGCAACUCCUUUCCCAGUUUACUUUAACUCAUCAGACAAAGACGUACAUCUAAAUAAAACACUUCACGGCUAUAAAGUAGAUGAGAACGUGUGUACUUUCCUGAUCAAUCAUAAAAAUGGAAAAAAUACGAUUUGUGUUUAUAAUGAGCAGUAUUAUAAACAUAGAAAAGUAUGUUUGUCGAGACAGUAGAAAAAGCUGCAACCCUUUGUCCCAUUUUAUUAUUUCUACACUUAUCUUGACAUUGAUAAAUUUAUGAGUAAUAGAAAAACAGCUAAAAUCUUUGUGUCUGGCUUAAUAAGAAACUGUCACGAGCUGCACGCUUUCUCCAACUUUCAGGUGCCAAGUCAAACUGUCAAAUCACAAUUUUUGGAAAGAUCCGGAAACAUCAAUAACAUCCAGUUCAUUAGAUGCAAUAAAAUAAUAGUUAUGGGCACAAAAUAAAUCCAUAAGCAGCUUUCCAUUGAAAAACAAGUACCGUCUGGCAUGAAAAGUGAAGCAAACAUUUGCUUGAAGUUGAUUUUUCAAAAGGAUGAGUGUUGAAAUUCUGCUUGUGAGGAUGUAUAGUCACAUAGCUGCUUCCAUUCAAAACAAAUCAUCAUUAAAAGAUGACGUAGAGGCAAAAUAGACGUAAAUAGUGCAAGAAUUUCCAGAUAUGCUAUUUUCUUAAAAGACAUAAAUAUCAGGUAUGAACAUUUACAACACAACAAAGCCUCACGGUUGUGUUUCUAUAAUAUUCAACACUGAAUAUUUGAGUCAUCACGCCUAUGUCUGGUGCAGUGACAUUACCCUCUGCCCUACCUAAUCUUGUCUAUAGCUCACGUUGUCAAAAGUGAAAGAACACAGACUCUAUAUGGCAAAGUUCACAGAUAUUCAGGAGGAUAUAAGCCGGAGAUUUGUCUUUUUAAGUCUGAGGUUUAUGGAUGCAUUGAACGAAGACAUGAAGAUAGUUGGUGUUAGAGUAGAAGAUGCAGAAGACAGGGUUAUAGAUGGAGGACGCUGAUUUGCUGAAGGCAAAACCCAAAAGGAAAACAAGAUCUGCACGAGUGGGUCUAUGAGCUCUAUGCUGAAAAAGAAAGAAUCGAAAAAUAUCGCAAGCUAGCCACUGAGUGCCAAAAUAAAAGUCAGGGUUGUGACUUAAUAGUAAAAUCAAUAAUUCAUGAUAGAAAUAAGACAUAUUGUAGGUGUGGAUGCUGCUUCACUGAGGUGCUUUGAUGUAAAUAGAUAAAGCUGUUUUUGAGCCUUUCCAUAUAGAAAAAAAACUGUGUGAAGCAUACAGACUGAUCAUUUGUAAAUAUCCACAAAAGGUUGCGACUGUGGAAAUGAAACCCUGUAUUUCCAUUUGGGGAAUAUAGCCCAUUCUUCAUUUUUAGUUUUAGAUUUAUAGUUGUUUUUUGAGCACAUUGAGCCACAUCUUUAGAACUAUUUGUGAACUGCUGGUUGUCGUCACUGAUGGAGAACCGUCAUUGCUAUGGUAACGAAAUACUAUGUAAAAAUGUGUUCUAGGCUUCUUCUUAACUCUCAUCUCUGUGGUUUGUUUCAGUCACAAGUACAGGAGGACAUUUUUCCUCUCAUGCAUGCGAGGGUGUUAGAAUCAGCUGAUCUGAGGAUUCCUUCCUGUGUUUGAAUACAGAAGAAAGAGUUCAGAGAGCUGUUGUGGGAGACAGAAACCCCAUUUUCCUUUCCUGCACUGAGCGAGUCACUAUGUAUGCAUGUGCCGGCGAGUCUGCCUGUGACUGUUUUUAAAUAAGACUUUUACCGGAACACAUGCACAACAUAGAGAAGCAUGAAUCAGAACAAUUGGACCUUCUUUUCUUCAUUUUCCAGAUGACGUGUUAGACUGAGCUGCCUCAGAUUUUUGGUUAACCAUUAAAAUGAUGUAGAAAGCCCAAUUAGGCCCUUUUUCCACUUUCUUUAUGAGUGUGCAUCGUUACAGGGUAAAGUCGAUUUUAAAAAAAUAACUCAAGUUUAGGAAAUCUUAGCAGUGAAAUGCUUCUGCUUUAGCAAGACGGCUCUACAAUGGCUUUGAAACGUUAACGGAAAUAUAGCUUUGAGUAUAUCAAUGUGUUUAAAAGCAGCACAAGGAGACUGUCCAAAGCCGAGCAGCUGAAAAACAAAAAACUGAGACACGGUAAUGUGAUUAUUCUGAGCUCGACAGUUACCUCAAAACCAUUUUAAACACAUUCUGUCACGAAACAACAGAGUAUUAGGAACUCCAAAAUGUGUGACUUUGCAUUACGACAGUAGUUUUUUGCUUGAAGGCUUCAUCCCAGAGCUGCAGAAUGUAACCUAUAAAGAGAGACUGAGAAAAUAAAAGAUGCAACUGUGCAAAAA
Molecule: messenger RNA, 5134 nt
Organism: Oryzias latipes (Japanese medaka)
Lineage: Eukaryota; Metazoa; Chordata; Actinopteri; Beloniformes; Adrianichthyidae
Gene: iffo1b
Product: intermediate filament family orphan 1b
Source: RefSeq, a predicted model, not a curated record